Molecule: messenger RNA, 411 nt
Organism: Dentiscutata erythropus
Lineage: Eukaryota; Fungi; Glomeromycota; Glomeromycetes; Diversisporales; Gigasporaceae
Source: the annotation of a GenBank genome assembly
AUGUCUUCACGACAUAGCAAAAAGAAUCGUCGCGACGAAACGCCGCUUGUAAAACUAUCAAAAUCCCUAUCAUAUGUCCUUCGUCACCAUGCUAAAGACGAAGGUCUAGAUAUUCGUGAGGACGGAUACGUCAAAUUAGAUGAUUUGUUAAGAUUACCGAGAUUCAAAAAAACGACGUUUGAAGAAAUUAAAUUCGUUGUUGAUAAUAGUGAUAAGAAGCGGUUUGCUCUGACGCAAGAAACAUCAGAUGAUGGUGUUUCUUCAUGGUGGAUACGAGCAAAUCAAGGGCAUAGUAUUGAGGUGAAACAAUUAGAACUCAAAGAAAUCACGGAUUCUUUGCAAUUUCCUGAAGUAAUACAUGGAACAUAUUUACGCUAUUGGAAAAAUAUAGGUUUAUUUAUUGUUAGAGAA